GGGGUGAAGUAACGUGCUGGGCUUAGUGCCAUAGGAAUACCACUCGUCUUCAGGACACCAGGCACUAAACAACAUGGCGGACUCCCCGACGCCCCGCAUCCUCAUGAUCGACCCGUCGCUGGUGUUCCGGCCGGAGGAAGCCAUCAAGAAGUCGGGAUGGAACUUCAGGAACUUCCCUGAGGAUUCGGACGACCCGCAGCUGAAGAAGGUCAAGGAGACCUACGUGAAGAUGCACACGAACCAGACGCUGGACUACGUCAAGAAGAAGCACGAGCACUGGCGGAAGUUCGACAAGUUCGAGGCGAGCAUCAUGGAGGCGCUGCAGAGGCUGAACGCGCUGGUGGACGAGAGCGACCCCGACGUGUCGGUGCCCAACAUCGUGCACGCCUUCCAGACGGCCGAGCGCAUCCGCGCCGCCCACCCCGACAAGGACUGGCUGCAGCACGGCCUCAUCCACGACCUGGGCAAGGUGAUGGCGUUCUACGGCGAGCCUCAGUUCUCCACCGUCGGCGACACCUUCGUGGUCGGCUGCGAGGUCGCGAAGUCGGUCGUCUACAGGGACACGACCUUCCACGACAACCCCGAUAUGAAGGACCCGAAACUUAAUUCCAAAUACGGAAUUUACGAACCCAACUGCGGCCUUAGCAAUGUGUACAUGUCUUGGGGCCACGACGAGUACCUGUACCACGUCCUCAAGCACAACAAGUCCACGCUGCCGGAGGAAGGUCUCUACAUGAUUAGAUUCCACUCCUUCUACCCCUGGCACACGGGGGGAGACUACAUGCACCUGUGCGACAACCGCGACCUGGAGAUGCUUCCUUGGAUCAGGGAAUUCAACAAAUUCGACCUGUACACGAAGAAGGAGGAGACGCCUGACAUGGAAGCCCUGAUCCCUUAUUACCAGUCUAUCAUCGACAAGUACUGCCCGGGCAUCCUGAAGUGGUAAGGAGCUACUGAAACUGUGAGAUUUACUGAAACGACGAGACAAGAUCUACCGAAACGACGAGCUAAUGUCUACUGAAACUAUAGGCUAAGAUUUGCCGAAAGCACAAGUUUAUGGUGUAUUGAAACUGCAAGUUAAGGACUACUGUAGCUACAAGGAUAGAUCUAC
Molecule: messenger RNA, 1111 nt
Organism: Penaeus monodon (black tiger shrimp)
Lineage: Eukaryota; Metazoa; Arthropoda; Malacostraca; Decapoda; Penaeidae
Product: inositol oxygenase-like
Biological process (GO): inositol catabolic process
Cellular component (GO): cytoplasm
Molecular function (GO): iron ion binding; inositol oxygenase activity
Source: RefSeq, a predicted model, not a curated record